AUGGUAGGGGUGCACUGGGACCACACUGGUUGUGUGGUUUCAGUCUCCUCGGGAGGGACAGGAGGAAGAGGAACAGGCAAUGGAGCAGCACUGACUGACAGCCAGGCCUCUGCAGGGACAUAUCCGUCAUAUAGAGCCAGCUCAGGAAGGGAAAGAGGAAAAAACAACAACCCAGAGAGAUACUGCCCUUUGAAGGAGCAGGGCUUCUAUUCAGCAGCAGAUGAGCUACAGAGACUCAGCCCACAGGUCGACAGGACAAUGGAACAAUUCAUUAUUAUGUUGAUGUUAGCAGGAGGGGUUUCUGGGUUCUUAUUGACACCUGAGACUGAAUGUAACAUACAGAACACAACCCUGUGUUCGGCCGUUCUUGGAGGAUCUGUGUAUAUAAAACUGAUGACCAAUGUGAGCAUGUAUAAGGUUUUCUGCAAGAAGGAACUUUCCAGUGAAGUCAUAAACGUGUUCUCCUGGAGAAACAAAAAGUUGAAGAUAGAAAACGCCUUUAAAAAUAGAACAGAGUUUUUCCACAAUAUCGGCACACUCAAAAUCACCAACGUGGCGAGGAAUGACUCCGGUCGGUACAACAUAGAUAUCUUUGAUCAAGAUGGGAUCCUUGUGAAAAAAAAUCCUUUUAACCUGGAAGUUAAAGAGGACAUUUCUGCUAUCCUGAUCCCAGUUUGUGCUGCACUGGGUGCUCUCCUGAUAGUGGCGACAUGUUGCUACGUGUGCAGGAAAAACAUGUGCUGCAAGAGGUGCGGAACUGGACUGAAAUCAUCAGCAGGAGCCCAGGAGAUGUGGAUAUUAGACCAAGAACCUCAAAAUAAUGGAACAUUGGUGAUCAAUAACCUGAUCGGGAAUGACAGAGGUGAAUAUACACUUCAAAUCUAUAAUUCAAAGGGACAUGAAGCAGGAAGGAGGACUUUGCAGCUCACUGUUCAAGGCUUCAUAUUCAUUAACUGUACUUCCAAUGGGACACACAUAUCAAAGUGGGUGUUUAAAGAGAAUAACAGCCUGUGUAGUGACCCAACAACAGCAGUCCCAACAACAGACACACACAGAACUGUGGGUAAGGAGACAGAUUCAGUUAAACCCUCCACUAUUUACACAUCCUCCAAUCAAACCAACACUCUAAGCACAGAGGAGCCUUGGUUCAUUAAGCAUUUGUGGGUGAUACUGGGUGCGCUCUCAGCACUGGUAAUUCUCUUGGUCAUUGGCAUAGUAAUCAUCUGUGUUCAAAAGAAGAAACAGAACAACAGAGGAGAAGAAGAAGAAGAUGAUCAGGACAUAAUCUACGCGGAUGUAAGGAUGGUGCAACGGCAAGGGAGGCGGGUGGAGCAGCGGGCAGAGGUGGAGGUGGAGUACGGCCAGGUCAAGUUCUCAAAGCGGCCUCCACGGGCCGAACCAGCAGCCGAUGAGUCUGUGUAUGCAAAGGUUUGUAAAGUC
This is a messenger RNA of Menidia menidia (Atlantic silverside), 1440 nucleotides long. Lineage: Eukaryota; Metazoa; Chordata; Actinopteri; Atheriniformes; Atherinopsidae. The record is from the annotation of a GenBank genome assembly.